AUGGAAUUUGAAAAAGGUAACUGUUCCCAAUUUGAAGACUUGUCCUUCUGUUCUAACAAUCAGUAUCUUGUCACCCGUUUAGGACUUUACAUAUUCUUUACAUGUUCCAUAACUAUUACGGUCUUUGGAAGCCUUGAUAUUAUUAUUACUAUUGCCCAUUUUAGACAGCUUCAUUCAGCAACAAACCUUCUUAUUCUUUCCUUGUCAUCAACUGAUAUGUGUAUUGGAAUAUUUAUAAUGCCAUACAGCAUGGUAAGAACUGUGGAAAACUGCUGGUAUUUCGGAAACCUAUACUGUAAGAUACAUUAUGGUUUUGACUUGACUUUAAGUGUCAUCUCUAUCUUUCACCUCUGUAUAAUUGCAGUUGACAGGUUAUAUGCGGUGUGUAAACCACUCUAUUAUCCUGUAAAGAUUACCCUGCCUGUCAUUAAAAGGUUGGUCUUAUUUUGCUGGACAGCUCCUAUGAUAUUUUCAUUGGGAGUGGUUAUAUCAAACUCUCAUGUGUCUGGCAUUGAGGGAUAUGAUCUUCUAGUCCAAUGUUUUAAUGUGUGUCCUAUCACAUUUAACAAAUUAUGGACAGUAGUUAUUUUCUUUACGUGUUUUUUUUCUCCAGCAGCUCUAAUGGUUGUAAUCUAUGUGAAGAUAUUUCUGGUUUCUCAAAAACAUGCUAAGUUUAUAAAGAAUGCAGCUAUGGAUUCAAACACAUCACAAACAGUUUCCAAGAGGAAAGAGCAUAAGGCAGCUAGAAAACUAGCCAUUUUGAUGGGUGUCUUCCUUAGCUGUUGGGUGCCAAUUUUUGUCAUUUUAUUAAUUCAUCCAUUUAUAAACUUUUCUUCACCAAAAGUCAUUUUUGAAGUAUUUAACUGGUUCAGCUAUAUAAACUCAACAUGUAAUCCUAUUCUUUAUGGCUUUCUCUAUCCAUGGUUUAGAAACGGUCUCAAACAUAUAAUCUCUUGUAGAAUUUGUUAUUCUGGUUAA
Molecule: messenger RNA, 978 nt
Organism: Nanorana parkeri
Lineage: Eukaryota; Metazoa; Chordata; Amphibia; Anura; Dicroglossidae
Product: trace amine-associated receptor 2-like
Exons: 1
Coding region: 1-978 (325 amino acids)
Biological process (GO): G protein-coupled receptor signaling pathway
Cellular component (GO): membrane
Molecular function (GO): trace-amine receptor activity
Source: RefSeq, a predicted model, not a curated record